Molecule: messenger RNA, 1067 nt
Organism: Aedes albopictus (Asian tiger mosquito)
Lineage: Eukaryota; Metazoa; Arthropoda; Insecta; Diptera; Culicidae
Product: trypsin-2-like
Exons: 2
Coding region: 201-1004 (267 amino acids)
Biological process (GO): proteolysis
Molecular function (GO): serine-type endopeptidase activity
Source: RefSeq, a predicted model, not a curated record
UCCACCAGUGAACGGAACUCAAUCGAAAAAUUAUUCGCUUGUAGAUUGAUUCGGAAACUAUGAUUGACUGCUACUGUUCCACGCUGCUGAUAAGAUAGCCGCUUCCGUAACAUUGUAACAACGCAUCGAUGAUACCGAGCCGAGCGCCAACAUAAUUGUCAAUCGUUUGGUGAUCAUUUCACAGACCGUUAUUUGUCGGGAUGACGCACGCAAUCAUCUGCGCUGUUUGUACCUUCGCCGUGUUUUCACUAGCCGUGGGAGCAGAUCUACCGGAUCCCUUGCUAGUCGGAGGAACCGAAUCAACAUGGGGUAGCUUCCCUUCGGCUGCUUUCAUCAGAACUCCCACGCUGAGCUUCUGCGGAGCAGCAGUCAUCCAUCCGGAAUUCGUUCUCACGCUGGCGCAAUGCGUACUCAACGGAACUGCUACGCACCUGCCGGAACACGUGGAAAUCAUCGCCGGCGAUUUGAAUGUGUUUCCACAGUCUGUAGAGCGACAGACCAGAAGUGGGCGUGAAAUCAUCGUCCAUCGGAACUUCACCGCGUUCAACCUGCGCAAUGACAUCGCUCUGGUACGAGUCGAUCGGGAGUUCAAGCUGCCGUCCAACACGGUCGAGUUGGCUGUCCGUCGGAAACGGAUCACUCCAAGCGAGGGGGUUUGUCUCCUGCCGGGGUGGAACAUUCAACGAACGACCACAUCCGGUAAGAUCGAAUCCGGCCAGAAGUACCUGAGCGUGGAGAUUUUGGAUCGGGACAUGUGCAACGAGGCGCACAUUCACGAGGGGCGCGUCCGGGAGAGUAUGCUUUGCGGUGGAAACCUCUUUCAGAGUUCGAAUGCCGCCUGCAGUGGAAACCUGGGAUGUCCGCUGUAUUGUGGCGAGCAGUUGGUGGGUUUGAUGUCGUUCGGAGCGAACUGUGGGCUGGCGAAUGAUCCGCCGGUGUUCAGCCAGGUGCGGUUUUUCAACCGGUGGAUUGACGAGGAGAUUUUGGAGCGAGUUGUGAAUUGAAAAUCAUAUGUUCAAUGGAUUGUUAUAAUUUGCAUAAAUUAUUAAUGAAGAUUCAGGGGAAUC